CCUUGCACAGCUACCACCUGCAGAAUCUGAUAGGUUCCACUGCGGCAAGAGUCUCCCGUGCCAUUAAUCGGAGUCAUCAUUAGAGACCUCAAUCCUUCUCUCUGUGAGAUGCUGAAGGACCGAAUCAACAUCUUCCCGCCUGAAACCGACGGUUGAUUUUGAAUUUAUACAACAUCGCACAAUCGUCAGAAUGAUCCUCUCUUCCUUCUGCAACGCCCCACUUUUUGAACGGUUAUGCUUUCGACGACGUCAGGAACAACCUAUGGCGUUGUUCUAAUAGGCUCGCUCUGCGCAUCUUUGUUCUCCGGGAUGCUGUCUAUACAGUGUUUUAUUUACAGUCGAAUGUAUACGAGGGACUCGGUGGGAAUGAAGAUCUAUAUCGCUCUCAUAUGGCACGCAACUCCCUCUUUGUUUUCUCAUCCCGCCGUUGAUCAAAUCUCGCUCAAAACAGGCUCUUCGACAUACUUCAUAAUAUCGCGGUGUGGACGAGCAUGUGGACGUGGUUUGUGGCUGACUUUGGGACACCAGAACGACUUGAUGAAAUACCGAUAGGAAUUUCCCUUUCUGUUGGCGCAACGGGCAUCCUUACGUUUCUCGUCCAUGGUUUUUAUGCGUAUCGGAUUUACAAUCUCAGCAGUCCGAAAUAUCGACUGGUUGUCACCAUUCCUAUAAUAAUGUUGGCCUUACUUCGAAUCGGUUUUUCUUUUGCGACUGUGCAUCUUAUGCUGAAGGUCCCUAGCCUCGUUAACUUUAAGGCUCAAUAUCGAUGGAUUUUCUCUCUUGGACUGGUGUUUUCAUCUGUGGACGAUAUUCUUAUUACCAUCGCGAUGAUGGUACUUCUUCAAGGCUCUCGCUCAUUGUCUUUGAGUCUCGAUGCGGUGAUCAGCUCAUUAAUUUUGUAUACAUUGGAAAAUGGUGCACUCACUAGCGCUGCAACUGUCACCACGAUGAUAUGUUGGCUAGUCAUGGAUAAUCUCAUCUUUCUGGCGUUUCACAUUAUCAUUGCGAAGCUGUACGCAAAUUCUGUCCUUGCGCUGCUCAAUUGCCGCCAAGCUCUACGCCGACAAACAACUCUCGAACACAGCAAUCCGAAAAGUCCAUUGGUCCUGAACCAAAUGAAAUCGAAUAUUAGUAAGAGUCAGACAAGGGCGUCGAUGAAGGUGAAUGUGGAGAGAAGUGUUGAGUUUCGUGUAGAACCCUAGAGCCUUUUCUUUUCCCCCUCCUCCGACGGUGAAAGGCCGGAAUUGGGCACUACUGAAGCUAGAUAAGCGUUGACAGAAUGUGACUUGUCAGCCCAACAAUACCAUCAUCUGCGUCAGCAAGAGAAACCGCC
Molecule: messenger RNA, 1333 nt
Organism: Marasmius oreades (fairy-ring Marasmius)
Lineage: Eukaryota; Fungi; Basidiomycota; Agaricomycetes; Agaricales; Marasmiaceae
Exons: 18
Coding region: 492-1202 (236 amino acids)
Source: RefSeq, a predicted model, not a curated record